AUGGCAUCUAAAAUGAAAGACAGGAAGAGAACUCCAAUCUCCCACAAAGUCAUCGAGAAAAGAAGACGGGACCGCAUUAAUCGUUGCCUGAACGAACUGGGGAAAACAGUUCCAAUGGCGUUGGCUAAACAGAAUUCUGGAAAACUAGAGAAAGCUGAAAUCUUGGAGAUGACGGUUCAGUACCUGCGAGCGCUCCACUCAGCGGACUUUCCCCGCGGGAGAGAGAAAGGCGAACUACUUGCUGAAUUUGCAAACUACUUCCACUACGGAUACCACGAGUGUAUGAAGAACUUGGUGCACUACCUGACCACAGAGGAUAGAGCUGAAACCAAAGACAUCAAGUACGCAAGGAUCCUCGCCUUUUUACAGUCAAAGUCCCGUGUGGUCACCGAGCCUGUGUUCGGCUCUGUCGGCGCGAUGCCAGAACCGUCUGAAUAUCUCAGCCAGCUGCACUCCUCCCCGGAGCACCAAAACCACAGCCCCAGUGACUCCGUGUACCAACAGAGUCCACCGGGACACUUCUCGUGGCACAGCUCAACCCGCAGUCCAGGCAUCUCAUACCCAACAGUGCCACUCUCUGCCCACACACAGCAGCACGGUGGAUACUUGUCGCCGGUGCCGGGACUCGAUCACCACUAUUUCAACUUCAUCGGGCACACGCACGCAAAUACGUUUAGUUUGCACAAUGCGCAACACGCCAUGUAA
Molecule: messenger RNA, 705 nt
Organism: Pelmatolapia mariae (spotted tilapia)
Lineage: Eukaryota; Metazoa; Chordata; Actinopteri; Cichliformes; Cichlidae
Gene: helt
Product: helt bHLH transcription factor
Exons: 4
Coding region: 1-705 (234 amino acids)
Biological process (GO): regulation of transcription by RNA polymerase II; anterior/posterior pattern specification; regulation of neurogenesis
Cellular component (GO): nucleus
Molecular function (GO): DNA-binding transcription factor activity, RNA polymerase II-specific; protein dimerization activity; RNA polymerase II cis-regulatory region sequence-specific DNA binding
Source: RefSeq, a predicted model, not a curated record